AUGAAAAGGACUCAGUUGAAAGGUUUUGAUGCAAGUGAUAAACCCCCAGAAAUUAAGAGCUCAGGGGAAAAAAUAUCAGGCCAUGCUGUUGAGAACUGGUGCCUUUUGAGAAAUCUUCCAUUCUUUCUACACGCUGUUGUUCAGGAGCCAGAAGAUCAGUCCUGGCAGCUGAUACUGCGCCUUAGAGAGAUCGUUCAGUUUGUUUGCUCCCAAAGAGUCUCACGUGGGCAAGUCUUGUCUCUUCAGUCUUUGAUUGAUGAGUAUUUGCUGGAUAGAAAAGAAGCAUUUCCUUUGGUCAAACUUAGACCAAAACACCACUACCUGCGACACUAUCCUGAGCUGAUCCUGAAGUGUGGUCCAUUGAUCAGAGCAUGGACCCUGAGGUUUGAAAGCAAGCAUUCUUACUUAAAAUCUCAUGCUCACCACUGUGCUAAUUUUAUCAAUAUUACCAAAUCAUUAGCUGAAAAACAUCAGCUUCUGCAAGCUUUUUGUAGACAUGGCCAGUAUUUCAGUAUUGGCAUUUCGGCUGAAAUAUCUAUUCCAUUCUAUUCCCAUCUGUAUGCUCUUUCUUUGAAUUCUGCUGUGGAGAAAUGUGGGGUGCAUAUUGGUGGUGAUGUUCACAUCUCUGACUCAGUUGAUAUUGAUGGCAUUCAUUAUUGCAAAGGGGAGUAUAUCAUUAUCAAUCAGACUGGUGUGGAUCGAUUCCAUCUCAGCUUUGGUCUCAUUCAAUCAUUCAUAUUGGGCAGUGACGAUUCUGGUAUGUGCCAUUUUCUUGUCUCGGUCAUAAGAAGCAGUUACGACCCUGCACUUGGGUUGUAUGAGUUACUUGAAGUAUCAGGUCAUGGAGCACCUGAAUCCAACUUGAAAUGCCUUGACAGACGGCAACUUUUAGAUACCCAGCCUCUCCAUGCCUACACUAUUCAUCACAGAAAGUGCAUUGCCCUGAAGCAUUCCAUCUGUUUCAUUGAUGAAGAACAUUGA
This is a messenger RNA of Asterias rubens (European starfish), 981 nucleotides long. RefSeq lists its product as uncharacterized. The record is from RefSeq and is a predicted model, not a curated record. Bases 1 to 981 code for a protein of 326 amino acids. NCBI's taxonomy places the organism in Eukaryota, Metazoa, Echinodermata, Asteroidea, Forcipulatida, Asteriidae. The transcript has a single exon.